Frankliniella occidentalis (western flower thrips) is the source of this 1113-nucleotide messenger RNA. RefSeq lists its product as uncharacterized. The record is from RefSeq and is a predicted model, not a curated record. Gene Ontology annotation, molecular function: ubiquitin protein ligase activity. Gene Ontology annotation, biological process: ubiquitin-dependent protein catabolic process. Bases 179 to 1093 code for a protein of 304 amino acids. NCBI's taxonomy places the organism in Eukaryota, Metazoa, Arthropoda, Insecta, Thysanoptera, Thripidae. The transcript is spliced from 7 exons.
GUAAUGGUGAGAACGUUUUUAAAAUGAUACCUACUCAGGUCUUAAUUCCUGGUCCCCUUAUAGUUUUAGAAAAUAAUGGUUGCUUUAGGUUCAUUUUUUUACAUCCAGUUCACUUUACUGUUAAAGUAGUCUUUGCUCUGCUGUUAAAACAAGAUACUUACUUGUUUCAGGUCUGAUCAUGAAUCUUUCUGAUACUGACGAUGAAGGGCUGAUCAUCCAAAAACACAGGUCUCGGGGAAAGACUUCAACCAAACAGAAGUCCAACAAUCGAGAUCAGCAUAGGAGCUCCAGUAUGGAGGUCAGUGCGGCCAAGGUCUCAUCGACAGGCGCCAGGAAGAAAAUUCCUAUCCACAUCAAUAAUCCACAGGCCGGACCAUCUUCAGCCAUCAGUAAUGGCUUGAUCAUGAAUCUCUCAGACAGUGAGGAUGAAGAGCCAAGGGUCAAAGAGCACAGGUCUCGGGGGAAGACCUCAACCAUCAACCAUCCAAGGUUCCAUUAUCGGAAGGAACAAAGGAGCUGUGGUAUGGAAGCUAGUGCGGCCGAGGUUUCAUGGGAGAAACGAUCAGGCGCUCGGAAGAAAAUUCCUCACCUUAAUCCAAAGGCCUCUUCAGCUAUCGCCAGUAAUGAUCUGGUUAUGACUCUUUCUGAUUCUGAAGAUGAAGGGCUAAAGGUGCAAGAACAUGCGUAUCAGGCACCAACUUCGACUCGACAGUCCAAGGGUACUUCUUCAAGCAACAUCCAAAAAUUACUUGCCAGUCAGCGUGGGCAGUGGGACUUUGAUCCAAAACCCAAGAGACCAAGAGGAAGGCCACCCGGCAGCAAAAACAAGAAGAAGGCAGAGGACAAGAGGGCUGGCAAAAGAAAGCGGGAGGAUGAGGCAGGCCCAUCUACUAAAGGAGACCUAGAGUGCUGCAUAUGCAGAGAAGGGAUGAAGGAAGCAGGGGGCAAAUUUUGUGUCACUGAAUGUGGCCACUUCUUCCACAUGGCGUGUUUGGAGAAAUGGCUCAUUGCGUCAAGUCAGAAAUACCGCACCAUAAAAACCUGCCCCUACUGUGGGGGAGAAUACCGUCUGAGCAUUCCAUGCUUCUGCUAAUUUUCCUGGCAGGGGUGUGG